Miscanthus lutarioriparius is the source of this 1677-nucleotide messenger RNA. The record is from the annotation of a GenBank genome assembly. Lineage: Eukaryota; Viridiplantae; Streptophyta; Magnoliopsida; Poales; Poaceae.
AUGAGCUUGGGGAGCUGCCCGGCUGCGGCCGGGGACGCGACGGCAGAGGAGCUGCUUGAACGGGCGCGGGGGCUGGUGCCACCCGCCCUGGCCGCUGCGCGCGCGGCGACUGGCUUCGGUGGGCGGUGGAAGGCUAUCGCAGCUAGGCUGGAGAGGGUGCCACCGUGCCUGUCGGACCUGUCCAGCCACCCCUGCUUCUCCAAGAACUCGCUCUGUCGGGAGCUGCUGCAGUCGGUGGCUGCAACGCUAGCGGAGGCCGCCGAGCUCGGUGCGCGCUGCCACGAGCCUCCGAAGGCAGGGAAGCUGCAGAUGCAGAGCGACCUCGACGCGCUGGCCGGGAAGCUGGACCUCAACCUCAGGGACUGCUCUCUUCUUGUCAAGACUGGUGUGCUGUCUGAUGCGACGGUUCCGGCGGCCCUAGCUGAGAUAGCGUCGGCUGCGGGCGCACAGACGGACGUGCGGGAGCUGCUUGCCAGGCUGCAGAUUGGGCACGCAGAGGCGAAGCACCGGGCCGUGGAUGGCCUGCUCGAUGCUCUGCGCGAGGACGAGAAGAGUGUGCUGUCGGCGCUCGGCCGUGGCAACGUGGCCGCGCUGGUGCAGCUGCUCACGGCGACAGCACCCAAGGUUAGGGAGAAGGCGGCCACUGUUUUGUGCCUCCUCGCCGAGUCUGGCAGCUGCGAGGGGUUACUCAUGUCAGAAGGCGCUCUGCCGCCGUUCAUCCGGCUGGCUGAGUCCGGCAGCCUUGUUGGGCGGGAGAAGGCUGUCAUCACGCUCCAGCGGCUCUCCAUGUCGGCCGACAUUGCACGUGCAAUCGUCGGCCACAGCGGCGUCCGCGCUCUCAUCGACAUGUGCCAGACCGGGGACUCAAUCACACAGUCCGCCGCGGCAGGAGCGCUCAAGAACAUCUCUGCAGUGCCGGAGGUCCGGCAAGCGCUGGCCGAGGAAGGCGUCGUGCGAGUCAUGAUCAACCUGCUCGACUCCGGCGUCGUUCUCGGCUCCAAGGAGUACGCCGCGGAGUGCCUGCAGAACCUUACGUCAAGCAACGACAGCCUGCGGCGUGCCGUCGUGUCCGAGGGCGGACUCCGGAGCCUGCUCGCCUACCUCGACGGUCCACUUCCUCAGGAGUCACCCGUGGCCGCGCUCCGGAACCUGGUCACCGCUGUCUCACCAGACAGCCUGGUGUCGCUUUGCGUGCUCCCGCGCCUCGUCCACGUGCUCCGUGACGGUUCCGUGGGUGCUCAGCAGGCUGCCGCGGCGACCAUCUGCAAGAUCUGCAGCAGCAUGGACAUGAAGCGGCUGGUGGGCGAGCACGGGUGCAUCCCGCUCCUGGUGCGCCUGCUGGAGGCCAAGUCGAACGGCGCGCGCGAGGCCGCGGCGCAGGCGGUGGCGAGCCUGAUGGGGUGCCCCGCGAACGCGAGGGACAUCAAGAAGGACGAGAAGAGCGUGCCCAACCUGGUGCAGCUGCUGGACCCGAGCCCCCAGAACACGGCCAAGAAGUACGCCAUCUCCUGCCUGCUGGCGCUGUCGGCGAGCAAGCGGUGCAAGAAGCUGAUGAUCUCCCACGGCGCCAUCGGGUACCUGAAGAAGCUCUCGGAGAAGGACGUGACCGGCGCGAAGAAGCUGCUCGAGAAGCUGGACCGCCGCAGGCUGCGCAGCCUGUUCAUCAGCAGGAAGUAG